Choloepus didactylus (southern two-toed sloth) is the source of this 5450-nucleotide messenger RNA. It is a transcript of the gene TCAF1, whose product is annotated as TRPM8 channel associated factor 1. The coding region runs from base 263 to 3028 and encodes 921 amino acids. Lineage: Eukaryota; Metazoa; Chordata; Mammalia; Pilosa; Megalonychidae. The transcript has 9 exons. The record is from RefSeq and is a predicted model, not a curated record. Gene Ontology annotation, biological process: positive regulation of anion channel activity.
AGGGUCUCCACCCGCGGUUCACCGCGGCAUCUGACAGAAACUGACACAGAGCGGGGCCGCCAAUCAGCUCGUGGGAGCCUCCUCCUGCUCGCCCCCUCCCCUGCUUCCUACAUUCCAGGUCCUAAGGCCUGGCGUCAGUCGCCCAGUCCCUUCUCCGCGGAGGAGCUCCUUCCCUUUGGGAACAGCCGCUCCGGGUCCUGCCACUCUUUUCUGCCCACGAACCAGCGCUGCAGAAAAUAGGACAAACGAUUCUGAUAGAACCAUGGCGACUCCAUCUGCUGCUUUUGAGGCUCUCAUGAAUGGAGUGUCAAGCUGGGAUGUCCCCGAAGAUGCCAUCCCUUGUGAACUGCUCCUUAUUGGAGAGGCCUCAUUCCCAGUGAUGGUGAAUGACAUGGGCCAGGUCCUCAUCGCUGCCUCCACAUAUGGCCGGGGCCGCCUUGUGGUGGUGUCCCACGAGGAAUACUUGGUGGAAGCCCAGCUGACUCCCUUUCUCCUCAAUGCAGUGGGCUGGCUUUGUUCCUCCCCUGGGGCUCCCAUUGGUGUACACCCCUCCCUAGCACCUUUGGUCAAAAUCCUCGAGGGCUCUGGAGUGGAGGCAAAGAUUGAGGCAGAAGUGAAGGACUCCCUGGGGGUUUACUGUAUCGAUGCCUACAAUGAAACCAUGACUGAAAAGUUGGUCAAGUUUAUCAAACGUGGAGGGGGCUUGCUCAUUGGAGGCCAAGCCUGGGACUGGGCCAACCAGGGUGAUGAUGAAAGGGUUCUGUUCACCUUUCCUGGGAAUCUCGUGACCAGUGUUGCUGGCGUGUACUUCACUGACAACAAAGGGGACACAAGUUUCUUUAAAGUCUCUAAGAAGAUGCCCAAGAUCCCAGUCUUGGUCAGUUGUGAAGAUGAUCUCUCCGAGGACAGAGAGGAGCUCCUGCAUGGAAUUUCAGAGCUGGACAUCACCAAUUCAGAUUGUUUCCCAUCCCAGCUGCUAGUGCAUGGGGCUUUAGCCUUUCCUCUUGGGUUAGAUUCCUACCAUGGCUGUGUGAUAGCGGCAGCCCGUUACGGACGGGGCCGUGUGGUUGUCACUGGCCAUAAGGUGUUAUUCACUGUAGGUAGACUAGGCCCCUUUCUGCUCAAUGCUGUCCGCUGGUUGGACGGGGGCCGUAGAGGCAAGAUUGUGGUGCAAACAGAACUGAGAACACUGAGUGGCCUGCUAGCAGUCGGGGGCAUAGACACUAGCAUUGAGCCCCAUCUGACCAGUGAUGCCAGUGUCUAUUGCUUUGAACCUGCAAGUGACAUGGAGGUCAAAGAACUGCAGGAGUUUGUAGCAGAGGGUGGGGGGCUAUUUGUUGGGGCCCAAGCCUGGUGGUGGGCCUUUAAGAACCCAGGAGUGUCCCCUUUGGCUCGAUUCCCGGGUAACCUCCUCCUCAAUCCCUUUGGCAUCAGCAUCACAAGCCAAAGCCUCAAUCCAGGGCCCUUUCGUACUCCUAAAUCAGGGAUAAGGACCUACCACUUCCGCUCUACUUUGGCUGAGUUCCAGGUUAUAAUGGGCAGGAAGAGAGGGAAUGUGGAAAAGGGCUGGUUGGCAAAGUUGGGACCAGAUGGUGCAGCUUUCCUACAGAUUCCUGCAGAAGAGAUCCCUGCCUAUAUGUCUGUGCAUCGACUCCUGAGGAAACUGCUAAGUCGUUAUCGACUCCCAGUAGCCACCCGAGAAAAUCCUGUUAUCAAUGACUGCUGCAGGGGUGCUAUGCUUUCCCUGGCCACUGGCCUGGCCCACUCUGGAAGCGACCUCUCUCUGUUAGUCCCAGAAAUUGAAGAUAUGUACAGCAGCCCCUAUCUGCGCCCUUCAGAAUCUCCUAUCACCGUUGAGGUCAAUUGCACCAAUCCAGGCACCAGAUAUUGCUGGAUGAGUACUGGGCUCUACAUACCUGGAAGGCAAAUUAUAGAAGUCUCACUGCCUGAGGCCGCUGUCACUGCUGACCUAAAGAUACAGAUUGGCUGCCACACCGAUGACCUGACCAGGGCCAGCAAGCUUUUCCGAGCCCCCCUAGUGAUCAACCGGUGUUGCUUGGACAAACCUACAAAGUCAAUCACCUGCCUCUGGGGAGGCCUUCUCUAUAUCAUCGUGCCCCAGAGCAGCAAACUGGGUUCUGUGCCCAUCACUAUUAAGGGGGCUGUGCACGCUCCAUACUACAAGCUGGGGGAAACAUCCCAAGAGGAGUGGAAGAAGCGUAUCCAGGAGAACCCAGGUCCCUGGGGGGAGCUGGCUACAGACAACAUCAUCCUGACUGUGCCAACAGCAAAUCUUCGUACUCUGGAGAACCCUGAGCCACUGCUUCGCCUCUGGGAUGAGGUGAUGCAGGCUGUGGCACGGCUGGGAGGGGAACCCUUCCCUUUGCGUCUGCCUCAGAGGAUUGUUGCUGACGUGCAGAUCUCAGUAGGGUGGAUGCAUGCAGGGUACCCUAUCAUGUGCCAUCUGGAAUCCGUGCAGGAGCUCAUCAAUGAGAAGCUCAUCAGGACCAAGGGCCUAUGGGGCCCUGUGCAUGAGCUGGGCCGCAACCAGCAGCGGCAGGAGUGGGAAUUCCCACCACACACCACCGAGGCCACCUGCAACCUGUGGUGUGUUUAUGUACAUGAAACGGUCCUGGGCAUUCCUCGAGGUCGUGCCAAUAUUGCACUUUGGCCCCCAGUUCGGGAAAAAAGAGUCAGAAUCUACUUGGGCAAAGGUCCCAAUGUGAAAAACUGGAAUGCGUGGACUGCACUGGAAACGUAUUUACAGCUACAGGAGGCCUUUGGUUGGGAGCCAUUCAUCCGUCUCUUCACGGAGUAUAGGAACCAAACCAACUUGCCCACAGACAAUGUUGACAAAAUGAAUCUGUGGGUCAAGAUGUUCUCCCACCAAGUGCAGAAGAAUCUGGCUCCUUUCUUUGAGGCCUGGGCCUGGCCCAUCCAGAAGGAAGUGGCUACCAGCCUGGCCUAUCUGCCUGAGUGGAAGGAAAAUAUUAUGAAAUUAUACCUUCUCACACAGAUGCCCCACUGAAAUAGAAGUGAAGAAAUACAAAAGGAAACUGGCACAUCUCAGCAAAGAAAACUGAAGGAAUUUGGUUCUAACCGGAGAAGAUCUCAACAGAUUUCUGGAAGAGAGAAGUGGAUGAAGCAUGAUAAUGAGUGAAAGAAUGGAGGUACCUUUCAAUCAGAAUAUAAGCUGAUCUGAACAUAACCCCAGAGACUUGGGCACCUGAAAAUGCUAUUUACUAAAGAAUUAUAUUGGUAGUAAAAUUGUACCCCUUCCCACUUCACCCCACCCUUGUGCACAGAACACAGGCAGCCUACCAUUGGUACCAGUUAACAAUUUGUCUUGUUGUUGUUGUUGUUUUAAAUAAAGGAAUUGGAUAAACUGCCUGAGGUGAGGUAAGAGUUAGUGCUACAGAGUAAAAAUUCCUCUUUGUGGAAAUUAGGGGCCCCUUAGCCUAUUAGCUAAUUCUCUACUAACAGCUGAAACCCCUACUCAAGUGCCCAGUGUUUCCAGUCAUAGAAGAGACAUACUGGGGAAACAGACCUAACCCCAUUAUGCCAGAAGAAAUUCACAUCCCACACCAACCCCAUAUAAAAAUCAAAGGUUUUAUUGAUUCUUAAAUGUGAAUGAUCAACCAGGAAUUCCCAGAGAAGGAAGGGAUGCAGAGGAGAAGCAUGUAAGGAAAAUAACCAGGUAGAGUUAGGAGUUUGAAGAAUGAUAAACUCUGGAGGAAACAAAGUUAAUGCAGAAAAAUAACUAAAAAUUCUAUCUACAUGUAUUUAUAAAAUGAAGACAGGAUGCUACAAGAAAGGAAAAUCUCUGAGAAUAAAAUGAGCCCCUUGAAAGUAAAAUAGGGCUUCUAAAAAUAUUAAGUACACAGGUUGGAAAAUAAAGUUGGAGAAUCUCCCAAGGUAUAUAGAACAAAAAGAAAUAGAAAAGAAAGAAAAAAAAAAGAAAUAGAAAAUAUGAAGAAAGGAAAGAGACAUAGGAAAUAAAUACAAUCAGUAUCUCAAAGGAGUUUCUAAAGAGAGAAGAGAGAAAAUAUAGGUGAAGAAAUAAAAAAGAAAAAAAGUAGAAGAACAGUGUAAGGGGGUCCAAACAACUUACAUCUAGACAUAAUUUCAUGACAUUUUGAAACAUUAAGGAUAGAGAGAAGAUAGUAAAAUCACCCAGAGAGAAAGAGGGAAAAAAAAUUAGGCCAUCAUAAUUAACUCAACUAAAAAGGAAUGAGAAAUAGACUGGUCGCAGAUUUUUCAUUAGCAAUACUGAGUGCUAAAAGUCAGUGGAGCAGUUUCUUCAAAUAUUUAAUGGAAGAUGUUCAUGUACCCAGAAGUCCAUAACAGGCCAUACUGUCAAGAGGAAGGUCAAAACAAAGACAUUUUCCGUUAUGCCAAUUUUCAGGAAGUCUGCCUCCCUUGCACCCUCACUGAGGAAGUAUGUUGAAAUUCUCUGGCAAAAUGAGGAUGAAAACAAGGAAAGAGGGAGGAGUGGGGAUCCAGAAAACAAUUGGCCUCAUCCAGAAUGUUUCACCCUAGAAUAACAGUUAUCCAGCAGACCCAUUUCAAAUGAUAGCGUAUAGUCUCAGGCUUUCUGGAAGAACAUGCAUUCACUACCAUAGAUAGUAUCAGUGAACAACUGGACUAUUUGGGAAUAUGGAGGACACAUUAUUUUUUAAUUAAUGAAAAAAAGGGAAAACAAAAAUAUGUCAAGAAGUUCAGGUCCAAUUAUGAAGCAGAAUAAAACAGGGCAUAAUUCUGAGUUACUCAUGGAGUGUAAGAAGAGACUCAAUUUGGCAUUUGUGGUAGGUACAUUCUCUUUUAAGUGGCACAGGCAUCACAACAUUGAAUGUGUGGGGAAGAAAAUAUCCCAGGCCCUAUCGGGUGCUCGGUAAACAGUAUUUACAUAGCCAUGAUGUAGAUGCUAUUUAUUGAUGUUCAGUGUUCUGAUCAGCCUAUAGACAAAGCAUGAAAGCAUAUAUUAUUUAGAACAGAAGGUGAAAAUAAUGAAUGCUGACAAGCUAAGAAAAAAGAAAGCAGGAAAAGAUUGAGAAUGAGUUGGGGGAAAGAGAGAUGGAAGAAAGAGUAGAGCUACUUAUAUCUUCCAAGUGGGAAUGAAGAAAGAAGGUCUACAGUUAAUGGAAUAAGAACUAGACGGUAAAUAUAUUGUUCAAAGCUAUGAAUUAAACUAACAAAAGUAUUUAAAAAUUGACAUCUACCAAAAAUUUGGAGAAGGAAGAGCAAAGGAAAGGUAGGGAUGGCUUAAGUUAGAUCCUAAUCUCUUAUAAUGGGGAAUUAUUAAAGAUUGUCUGAAGUUGAUAAGUCAAGAAGUUAUUGUCCAAACAUAUAAUUUAAUGUUUAGGAAGUUAGUUACCAGAAGAUCUAAAAUAGAACUUGUUAAAAUCAUUGCCUAUGGGGAAAGGGGACUAGGGGUAAAAAGGGUGGGGUGG